AUGCUCCCAAGCAACUACACGCGGGUGUCAGUGUUUGUGAUCGUGGGCUUCCCAGGGCUCCAUCCAUCCUUCUACCAGCUGGUGGCCUGGUUCUUCUUCUUCAUUUAUGUGAUCACGGUGGUGGGGAACAUCCUGCUGGUGGUGCUGUUUGCCCUGGAGCGCAGCCUGCAGAAACCCAUGUACAUCAUCAUGCUCAGCCUGGCUCUGUCAGAUAUAGGCUUCUGCACGGUGGCCCUUCCCAAAGUGAUAGCUCGGUACUGGUGGGACGACGCUGGCAUCUCUUUCUAUCUGUGUCUGAUACAGAAACAAUUCAUCCACUACUUUGGAGCACUCACCUCUCUCAUCAUGAUGACCAUGGCUAUGGACAAAUACCUGGCUAUCUGCUACCCUCUCAGGUACAAUGAGCUGAUGACCAACAGGACCAUGUCUCUCCUAACAGCCCUGUCCUGGGUGUUAGCCAUGAUAUCUCCAGCCAUCACCACCGUCCAGUCAUCCCAGAUGCCUUUCUGUGGGUCCAACCGCAUCAACCACUGCUACUGCGACACCACGUCUCUCAACCAGCUGUCGUGUGCUGACAUCUCGUCCCAGAGCAGACUCUCCUUCUCACUAGCCAUGGUCGUUCUUUUUCUCCCCUUUGGCUUCAUCGUCUUCUCCUACGUCAACAUCAUCUUCACAGUGAUGCGCAUGGCUAACGCACAGGGCAGGAUGAAGACCUUCUCUACCUGUGCUACUCAGGGCUGUAUCAUCCUUAUUUACUACAUCCCCCGUUUCAUAGUGAACGCUACACCCUUCAUCCCAAACCUGACCACGACCCCUGACCUCCGCAUCAGCCUCGCCAUUUUCUCCAGUCUGCUGCCACCCCUACUCAACCCCUUCAUCUACUGCAUCCGUACCAAGGAGAUCAGGGCUUUCCUGGCCAAGUGGACCAACCGAGGGCAGUCCAACGUGGAGGUGGAGUACAGUAUGUUUGAGGUGAAUGAGAACUACACGCGUGUGUCAGAGUUUGUGAUCGUGGGCUUCCCAGGGCUCCAUCCAUCCUUCAACCAGCUGGUGGCCUGGUUAUUCUUCUUCGUCUAUGUGAUCACGGUGGUGGGGAACAUCCUGCUGGUGGUGCUGUUUGCCCUGGAGCGCAGCCUGCAGAAACCCAUGUACAUCAUCAUGCUCAGCCUGGCUCUGUCAGAUAUAGGCGUAUGCACGGUGUCCCUUCCCAAAGUGAUAGCUCGGUACUGGUGGGACGACGCUGGCAUCUCUUUCUAUACGUGUCUGAUACAGAAACAAUUCAUCCACUACUUUGGAACACUCACCUCUCUCAUCAUGAUGACCAUGGCUAUGGACCGAUACCUGGCUAUCUGCUACCCUCUCAGGUACACAGAGCUGAUGACCAACAGGACCAUGUCUCUCCUAACAGCCCUGUCCUGGGUGUCAGCCAUGAUAGUACCAGGCAUCACCACCAUCCAGACAUCCCUGAUGCCUUUCUGUGGGCCCAACCGCAUCACCCACUUCUACUGCAACACCGUGUCAAUGAACCAGCUGUCGUGUGCUGACAUCUCGUCCCAGAGCACAGUAUCCGUCGCACUAUCCAUGUUCGUCCUCUUCCUCCCCUUCAGCUUCAUCGUCUUCUCAUAUGUCAACAUCAUCGUCAGCGUGAUGCGCAUGGCUAACGCACAGAGUCGGUGGAAGACCUUCUCCACCUGUAGUUCCCAGCUGUGUAUCAUCUCUCUGUACUACGUCCCCCGGUGCUGUGUCUAUACCAGCAGCGUCAUCAACUUCUCCAUCAGCCAGGACUUUGUUCUCCGCCUAACCCUGCUCUACAGGCAGUUCUACAGUCUGCUGCCACCCCUAGUCAACCCCUUCAUCUACUGCAUCCGUACCAAGGAGAUCAGGGCUUUCCUGGCCAAGUGGACCAACCGAGGGCAGUCCAACGCACAUCACAAACCCUGCAUCCACCCCAUAGCCUGCUGACAGGCACUCAGGCAGCCUGCCGCUUAUAAAAUCACACAGGAGGCAUUAUG
Molecule: messenger RNA, 2012 nt
Organism: Oncorhynchus mykiss (rainbow trout)
Lineage: Eukaryota; Metazoa; Chordata; Actinopteri; Salmoniformes; Salmonidae
Source: RefSeq, a predicted model, not a curated record